AUGGGAUAUCCUCCAAUCUCUUCUUAUGAGUGGUUGAGUGAAGGUAUAGAUGGGCCCAUUCCGCCAGACCAAAAUGUCAUACUGUGGGACAAAUUGAUUAAGCCGCCACAGUCUGUUGCUUCAUUUGUGGCACUUACUGAAGAGCUCUGCAAAGUCAUUGAGGAAUUUUUGGGCACAUUUACCCAAAUUAGUGAUCCAGACACUUUGUUGUCGACGGUUCAAGCUCAACCUAGUCUUCACCGAGCCUUGCUUGUUUCCAGCACGGAGGGAAAUUUCCACAACCUCCGCAACAAGACUUUUGGGCACGCUGUACUUCGGGAGCUAAGCACUCGUACAUAUCCGUCAACCGACGAUGGUAAAAUGUUUGAUCGGGUCUCCACUCUAUACCUCAACCAGUCCGACUAUGACUUUCAGACCGUAUUGGAGCAACUGUGUCCAGAACAGUCCCAACGGCUUAAGUUACGACAUGCCGAGGCUGAUCAAGCUAUGAUCAAGCUAUGCAAAGUAUUGCACCUCUUAUCUAUCUGGACCCACUUAGAUUAA
Plasmopara halstedii is the source of this 543-nucleotide messenger RNA. RefSeq lists its product as uncharacterized. NCBI's taxonomy places the organism in Eukaryota, Oomycota, Peronosporomycetes, Peronosporales, Peronosporaceae. The coding region runs from base 1 to 543 and encodes 180 amino acids. The transcript has 2 exons. The record is from RefSeq and is a predicted model, not a curated record.